AUGAUUAGACCUCGAAAGUUCUUCCUUUUAUCCAGAAUGGUUUUGAUGUAUGUUGGGCUGCUCCUGAUUGCAGGCCUAUUCACAAACAUUUGUAGUUUAGCUGAAUAUGUAGAUGAAGGAAUUUGCAAUCGGAGCACAAUUAUUCCACAGUGCUGUACAGGUUUUGUUUACAACGAUACUUUAAUGCAGUGCAUUGCUUGUGUCGGAAGAUUUGGUACAAAUUGCAGUCAAAGUUGUCCCCAGGGGUACUAUGGAAGACGGUGUAGUCAAACCUGUUCCUGUAAUAUCACCCUGUGUGAUAAUGUGUUAGGAUGUUCGGAAGCUGCAUCGGAUUUGGACGAAAACGGGAGAUCAUCGUUAGGACUGUUUCAACAGCUUGCGUUGUCUGGUAUAGCAAUCGUCAUAUUUGUGCUGAUGAUAAUAAUUUUGAGAGUUAUUUACGGUUGCAGAUUGCAAUCAAACACCAGGAUAAAAUUUGGUGAUGGCAAUAGUACACGAAAUGGAAUGAAUUAUGAGGGCAUGAUGGCCAGUUCCUUGGUUAGAUACUCUGAUGUUGGUCACCCAAUGACGCCACCGGAACUAGUUGUAGAACAAAAUGACGUUAUAUACGUAAAUACGAUGAUGCUUCAAAAAUUAAAUAACAAAAGAGGACAGGAUUGAAGCUGGUGAUUUUUCCUGUGUGUAUGACUAAAACUGAACAUACGUUCCGUAGGACCUAUGAAGCUUAACAUAACAUACAAUUUGAUUAGCCUUCAAUUUAUUACAUGUGUUCUGUUGUGCGUAAAAAGAAAUAAUUUUUUUGGUGGAAAUAAGGUAUUAUGAAAAUGUCAUUAUUAUGUUUGUUUCAUGAUUGUGAGUUAGAAUGUUGAAAAACGUAUUAUACUGAUUUAAUUGAAAUAUAAUUUACAUCCAA
Messenger RNA from Magallana angulata, 913 nucleotides. Its product is annotated as multiple epidermal growth factor-like domains protein 10. The record is from RefSeq and is a predicted model, not a curated record. Lineage: Eukaryota; Metazoa; Mollusca; Bivalvia; Ostreida; Ostreidae. The coding region runs from base 1 to 660 and encodes 219 amino acids. The transcript has 7 exons.